AUGGCCGAGGAACUUAAUUUAGGAGCAAUCGACGUCAAGGAAGACUCGAAGCUAGUCACAAACAAAAUAUCGGGUGAUUUCCAGGUAAAAGAGGCGCAUUUGGAACCAUACCGAGCGGAAGCCCAGGAAUUAAUAGCGAGAAGAGGAAGCACCGUCAUUGAGCAUACUAUAAAAUCCAUUAAUAAGCAUGCAGACGCGUUGGCUACCUUAGCGGCCAAGAUACAAUUAAACGAAGCCGACGAAGGCACCAUGGUGGUAAAGAGAAGCGCAUUACCCAGCACACGAAAAGAAGACGCAUCAUUCGAAUUAAAGGAUGAUUGGAGAACAACAUACAUCGAGGAUCUGACUAGAGAGGCGGACGAUCAAUUACUUCCCGUUAAAGUGUUGAAACAAUUUUUUGUAGUCCGAGGAGCGUUAUACUUUCGAAAAUCCGGAGGUGCUCUAUCACGAUGUGUAGGGAAGCUAGAAGCGCAGGAAAUACUGAAUCGCGUCCAUGAAGAGUCAUGUGGACAAACUGAAGGAAUCCCGUUGUAUCGUUGGCUGCAGAGGAUGGGCGUAUACUGGCCAAACAUGGAAGUCCAAGCAGCAGUAGUCCAAGAUAAAUGUGACGAUUGUCAAGCGCCCUCACAACAGACGGAAAUAUGUAGUGUGGAGAUAGAGGACUGGAGAUGGGGACUUGAUAUUAUUGGGCCAAUAAAACCAACUUCAUCCGGGCAUCACAAGUACAUCAUCACUGCGACUGAAUAUUCUUCUAAAUGGGUUGAAGUUAUUCCUCUCCGGGACUACUCAGGCACCGGGAAUGCUGCGUUCAUCAAAGAACACAUCAUAGGUCGAUUCGGUGCACCUAUGAUUAUACGCUCGGAUAAUGGUACCUCUUUCGUUAAUCAAACUGUCAUAGAUUUGUUGGACCAGUAUGGCAUCAAGUUCCACACCUCGACUGUCUAUUACCCUCAGGGGAACGGACAAGCAGAGGCAACCAACAAAACACUGUUAAGAAUACUAAGCCGCAUGGUACAUGAUCAUCAUAGGAGCUGGCAUGAGCAACUACCUCUUGCGCUCUGGGCAUACCGCAUUUCCAAGAGAAGUUCAACUGGUGCCUCCCCUUACUCUCUGGUGUAUGGAGAAUAUGCAACACUGCGAGCAGAAAUUGCAAUACCUUUCGCACGCGUGGCUGUGUCCAGCCUCACUAUCCCGGAUGAGCGUGAUGAAAAGGCAGGAAAAUUUGCUGCAAAUUGGCAAGGUCCUUAUAUGAUUAGCGAAGCAGCGGAAAGCGGGUAUUACAAUUUGAAGCGGAUGAAUAGCUCACGCAUCAAUACUCCUAUCAAUGGUAAAUGGCUUAAAAUUUAUUACACUUAA
This is a messenger RNA of Papaver somniferum (opium poppy), 1356 nucleotides long. RefSeq lists its product as uncharacterized. NCBI's taxonomy places the organism in Eukaryota, Viridiplantae, Streptophyta, Magnoliopsida, Ranunculales, Papaveraceae. The record is from RefSeq and is a predicted model, not a curated record. Gene Ontology annotation, molecular function: nucleic acid binding; RNA-DNA hybrid ribonuclease activity. The transcript has 3 exons. Gene Ontology annotation, biological process: DNA integration. Bases 1 to 1356 code for a protein of 451 amino acids.